Aspergillus candidus is the source of this 515-nucleotide messenger RNA. RefSeq lists its product as uncharacterized. The transcript has a single exon. The coding region runs from base 118 to 387 and encodes 89 amino acids. NCBI's taxonomy places the organism in Eukaryota, Fungi, Ascomycota, Eurotiomycetes, Eurotiales, Aspergillaceae. The record is from RefSeq and is a predicted model, not a curated record.
CCAAAGAAGGAAUAAAACCAGACGGGUAAUUGCACAACUAGACUGGCCACGCAGAUCCAAGGCACGAGUCCAGCUGUCGUGUUUGGGGAUGGUGGGCGGCAUGACUUGGCAUCGGUGAUGCGCCCACCGUUGCCCCGAGAAACGCGCCGCUGUAAACAUCAACGACCUGUUCAUUCCAGAUCCAAGCUUACCUUGGGCUGGCUACUCCACCCAGAUCCAUUCAUCUUGAGCGAUCUUCCUGCUCUUUUUACUUAUCUUAUUUACUUCUCUUGUUUGCAACUCGAGGGUUUUGUCUUGACUGCGUGGGACACAUUGGAGUAUUGGCUCCCUGUUCUACAGCUUAUCACCAGGAAGUCUCAAACUUCUUCUUAUGUUAAUCAUUUUUGAGCAGAUCUCACUGCAUUUGCUGUUCUUUUGCUCUUCCUUCCAUCAGUCUAUAUCGUAAUCAUAUGAGCAAAGGCUGGCCGAAGCUCAUAACAAUCUUCAGCAUAUAACAUACAAAAUGCCGGGAACAG